Molecule: messenger RNA, 2402 nt
Organism: Pelmatolapia mariae (spotted tilapia)
Lineage: Eukaryota; Metazoa; Chordata; Actinopteri; Cichliformes; Cichlidae
Gene: podn
Product: podocan
Exons: 11
Coding region: 158-1918 (586 amino acids)
Molecular function (GO): protein binding
Source: RefSeq, a predicted model, not a curated record
UUUCCCUCUCCCACUCCCACUUCGCUCUCACAUCUGGAGGGUAUCUGGAGUGGCUGUGUGACUCCAAGCCUACUAUGGGACAGCUUGUGUUUGAACUGGAAGUCAGACUUCAGUGCGUUUCAGCUAACAUUGUUCGGAAGGGGUAAAGUAAAGAGAGAUGGCCUUUCUCAAGCAUUCCAUCCUGCACGCCCUGAGUGUGCUGCUCUUGGCCUGGGUGUUGGUGCAAUGCCAGGCCCCUGUUGAACCAGAGGAAGAGGAGGAGGAAGAGCCAACAGAGGAAACAGAAAAUGCAACAGAGGUGACGAAAUCUGAGGCGGAAAUCUGUCCGCAGGAUUGCAGCUGUACAGCAGAGGGGGUAGUGGACUGCCCCGGAGUCAACCUCAUUGAGUUCCCCGCUAAGCUGUCCGAAAAAACCCGCCAGCUCUCUCUACAGAACAACAAGAUCGAGGAGAUAACGGUCGAGCAUAUUUCCCAUCUGCAUCAGCUUGAGACUCUUAAUCUUCAGAAUAACUGGCUCACCUCAGAUGGCCUUGAAGAUGAAGGGUUUGAGAUGCUCGAACAACUGGCUUAUUUAUACUUGGCAAAUAACAAGCUCACCUUAGCACCAAAGGUCCUGCCCCCCUCUUUGGUCAGUGCUGAUUUCGCUGCUAAUCAGCUUACAAGGAUCUUUCCAUAUACAUUUGGUCAUAAGCCAAAAUUGAGGUCUGUGUAUCUCCAUAACAACAAGCUGACUGAUGCAGGUCUCCCUGAACAUAUGUUCAAUGCUUCUGACAACCUGGAGAUCCUAACCAUGUCUAGCAACUUCUUGAGGGUUGUUCCCAAGAACCUGCCUCCGACUCUUUACCGUCUUCAUCUGAAGAGGAACAAGCUGGAGAAAAUCCCAGCAGGAGCUUUUGACAGCUUGCCCAAUCUCAGAGAAUUAUAUCUUCAGAACAACCUUCUCAGCAAUGAGGGCAUGGACAAUGAGACUUUCAGCCAACUCAGCAGCCUUGAGUGUUUGGAUUUGUCAAAUAACAACCUCAGCGUUGUCCCAAAGGGUCUCCCUCGCAGUCUUGUGCUGCUACACUUGGAGAAGAACGACAUCCGCAGUAUCCCUGGAGAUGCUCUAACGUCAGCCCGAAAUCUUGAAUACCUGCUCCUCCACAAUAACAAACUUCGUUCCCGUUCUAUCCACCCAGCUGCUUUCCAGGGCUUGAAAAAGCUGCACACUCUUCACAUGCACAACAAUUUGCUGGAGCGUGUUCCCAGAGGCUUGCCUCGGCGAGCAAAGACCUUAAUGAUGCUCCAUAACUCUAUUUCUGAAAUUGGCCGCAACGACUUAACCUUGUUGUACACGCUGAUAGAACUCAACCUCAGCUACAAUAAGCUUACCAGCCCCAAGAUGCACCGUGAGGCUUUUAGAAAGCUACGUCUGCUGGAAACCCUGGACCUGUCGGGGAACAGCCUUACCUCAAUGCCCAGGGGUCUUCCUCGCAGUCUGCACGUGCUCGAAAUCAAGAACAACCUGAUCAACUCUAUACCAGAUGGUACGCUGACAAAGAUGGAGAAGUUACGAAAGCUGAUCCUGAGUGAUAACCAGAUGAAGCUGAACUCAGUCUACCAGGGAGCCUGGAUGGAGCUCACUGCGCUCACAACGCUGGACCUGUCUGGUAACCUAAUGACACACAUCCCCGCUGACCUACCCGAGUCUCUGGAAUACAUUUACCUGCAAAAUAACCGCAUCUCCAGUAUUCAUGGUUCAGCUUUUGAAGGCACUCCCAACAUAAAAGGCAUCUUCCUCCGGUUUAACCCCCUGUCUGUGGACGCCGUAGAUGAAAGUUCCUUCAAAUACCUGUCCAACUUGCAGGUGCUGGACACUGGUGCAGGAAACCCUGACCUCCCCAUUCAAAAAGAGGAGAUCGAAGAGGAGCAAGACUAGACCUAGGUUGAUCUAACUAUAAUUGGACUGCAUUGCAUAAACGGACAGAAAGAGUUUUUAAAUGGGAAUGUACCUGUGAAUAUUAUUUCCCAGGUUCAUUUUUGUAUCGUGGCAGCGUCACAUAUUUCUGGUGCAGGAAACCGGAUGGGGUUACUGAUGUUUCCAUUUUUUUGGGCUGGUUAUUAAUGCAUAUCUUUAUAUCUGACCUUUAAUUAUUUUUGUCUUUGAUCAUUUUAUUGUUUCUGUGCCUUACCCUCAAAGAUUUAUUGGCAAAAUCUAAUGUGAACCUUCCCAUGUAAAUGUUUCUGAAUCGAUACAAAGAAUGUAAGCAGAGUGAAAAAUUCUGCUCCCACUGUGUGUGUCUUUCUCUGCUUUCUCAGCCUCUUUUCCUUCAAAGCCUCCUGCCUUGGCUCAUUGCAUUAAAAAAAGAGUGAUUUUACUUACAAUACUGUGAAAACAUUUGGAACAAAAGUGCCAAUAUAAG